AUUUAAUGAAGUAAAGAAAAAUUGUGUACAGUGUACGCACAUAUUACCUAUGAACUAAAAGCAAAAUUAUAAAUUUGAUACAAGUGGUUUAAUAGCAUAGGUACCAUAAAGAUAUAGCAGUACAGAACUACAUAUUCAACCGCUUGCGUUACAUAUGAAUGCAAGGAAAUGUGUUUUUAUCUAUUCGUAUUUAAACUUCUUCAUUGAAAUAGCUCAUCGCGUGUCCUGGUUAAAAACAAAAAUAAAUUGAAAAUGGCUUUAAAUGUGCUCACAAGGUUAUUAAAACGAAAGGAGUUGUCCAAAUUAUUACCUUACAAACGACAAAUACUAGAAACAAAUGUAUUUCACACUCACAUUAUUCCCAAGGUUCAAUAUUCAAUAUUGCACAAUCAAAUAUUAAAAGGUACAAAACUACGAGAGAUACAAAGCUUAAGAUUUUAUUCUGUAAAAACUGAGCAGAAAAAGGAAGAUGAUGAUUACAGAAGCGAUAAUAGCAUUACUGUUAUUGGUCAAGAUAUACCCAGUCCUUUUGUUGACAUAGAAGCCAGUGGAUUUCCUGAAUAUAUAAAAACAUUUUUGAAGAUGCAAGGUAUCACAAAACCAACUGUGAUACAGUCACAGGGAUGGCCAAUAGCUUUGAGUGGUAAAAACUUUGUGGGUAUAGCACAAACAGGUACCGGAAAAACAUUGGCUUUUCUUUUACCAGCUGUUGUUCAUAUUAAAGAAAAUAAAGCAAAAAAGGGGCGAGGACCAAUUGUUCUGGUUCUUGCCCCAACCAGGGAAUUGGCAAGACAAAUAGAGCAGGUGGCACAGGAUUUUAAUGAGCAAUUAGGUAUACGUUGUGCUUGUAUUUACGGUGGAGCAAAUAGAAGUAAACAAGCAGCACAGUUACAAGCUGGAGUUGACAUAGUAAUUGCAACUCCAGGAAGACUGAAUGAUUUUCUUAUUACUAAGACAACAACAUUAAGCAGGUGUACAUAUGUGGUGCUAGAUGAAGCGGACCGAAUGCUGGAUAUGGGUUUUGAACCUCAGAUACGUCAAGCUUUAGAAGGAGUACCACUAGAGAGGCAAAUCCUGAUGUUCUCAGCAACAUGGCCAAAGGAAGUCCGCACUCUUGCAAAAGAUUAUUUAGGUGAAUUUGUCCAGGUCAAUGUUGGUUCUACUGAGUUGUCUGCCAACCGCAACAUACAACAAAUUGUCCAUGUAUGUGAACAAGACGAAAAAGCCGAGAAGUUUACAGAGAUAAUGCAUAAAAUAUCUGGUUUAGGUUUUGGUAAAACAUUAGUAUUUACAAACACUAAGAAAUCUGUGGACUAUCUUGAGAGAGUGCUUCGGGGAAAUGGAUGGCCAGCUCUAGGUAUUCAUGGGGAUAGAACACAACUCCAGAGAGAUAUGAUCAUCAACAAAUUUAAAACUGGAAAGACUAAUAUUCUAGUAGCUACAGAUGUUGCAGCUAGAGGUCUUGAUGUUGAUGGAGUGACACACGUAGUAAACUAUGACUAUCCCAAUACAUCUGAAGAUUAUAUUCACAGAAUAGGUAGGACAGGGCGUCAAGAUAACAAGGGCAUAUCUCAUUCUAUACUCACUGAAGAAAAUGCAAGACAGGCAAAGGAUUUAAUAGAAGUUUUGAAAGAAGCUAAACAGGAUAUCCCCCAAGAAUUGUAUGACUUGGCUCGCUCGUUUGACAUCACGAAAUCCACUGAAAAAUUUUACAAAAAGAAAAGCUUCCAGAAGCCGUACAAUUUUAGUAAUAAUGCGAGUAAAAGAUGGAACAGAUUUAGAAAUGAUAGAUAUUACUAAGUUAUGUAAUUUCCUUGCAGUUACAGCUAUAUUAAGUAGUGUUCAAUAUCUUGUUUAAUUUUACUAAUGUGAUAAUAAAUAGUUGUGUAGCCGAUUGUU
Molecule: messenger RNA, 1899 nt
Organism: Bombyx mandarina (wild silkworm)
Lineage: Eukaryota; Metazoa; Arthropoda; Insecta; Lepidoptera; Bombycidae
Product: ATP-dependent RNA helicase p62
Molecular function (GO): nucleic acid binding; ATP binding
Source: RefSeq, a predicted model, not a curated record